AAACCCAAACCAGAUGUUCUGAUUUCACUUUCUCGAAUUCAUCAUAAGAAGAAGAGCAAGAGCAAGAGCAAGCUUCGUCUUCCUCCGCUGGAAUGGCGAUGAUAUCCUUCAUUUCCACUGUCACUUUUACUCAACAGCUUUCAGCUCUGCCAUCUCUCGCCACCACUUCUUCCCGUCCAUUGAGCAAGAUUUGUUGCAAAAUCGAAGCCGAUGUAGGCUAUGACGGUCAUUUCAGCCGAAGAGAGGCGCUUAAGUGCUUCGGGCUAACCGUUGGCAUGGAAGUAAUAUCAAGCUCCUGGUCAUUUGCAGAGGAAGCUAAAGCAGCUGAUCUCAUACAACGCAGACAGCGCUCUGAGUUCCAAUCAAGUAUCAAGGAAAAUCUUGCAAUCGCAAUCAAGAAAAUUCCAGAUGUUGUACCAUCCUUACUCACAUUAGCUUUAAAUGAUGCUAUCACCUAUGAUAAGGCUACAAAAUCUGGAGGCCCUAAUGGAUCAAUUCGCUUCAGUUCAGAGAUUGCUAGACCAGAGAACAAAGGGCUCUUGGCUGCCCUGACGUUUUUGGAGGAAGCAAAAAAAGAGAUAGAUGGAUUUUCCAAGGGUGGUCCUAUUUCAUUCUCCGAUCUUAUCCAGUUAGGAGCACAAAGUGCUGUAAAGUCCACCUUUCUAGCUUCAGCCAUCAGGAAAUGUGGUGGAAAUGAACAGAAGGGAGCCUUACUAUAUACAGCAUAUGGUUCAAGUGGGCAGUGGGGCCUGUUUGAUAAACAAUUUGGGAGAUCAGAUGCUCAGGAGGCAGAUCCAGAAGGGAGGGUUCCAUUGUGGGAGAAAGCUAGUGUCCAGGAGAAGAAAGAUAAGUUUAAAGCCGUUGGAUUUGGUCCACGCCAGCUAGCCGUGAUGUCUGCUUUCCUGGGGCCGGAUCAAAUAGCCACAGAAACCUUGCUGGCAUCAGAUCCGGAGGUUUCUCCAUGGGUUGAAAAAUACCAAAGAAGCCGAGAAACAGUUUCCCAAACUGACUAUGAGGUUGACCUGAUAACUACAUUAACUAAAUUGAGUUCCCUGGGCCAACAGAUCAAUUACGAGGCAUACUCAUAUCCUGUUAAAAGAAUUGAGCUCAGCAAGCUAAAACUGUAAGAAGUCAAAUUGACGGUAAUAUCCUCCUGGUUGGUUGGGCUUAAAGAUAUAUAUAUAAUUGUGAAAUCGAUGCAUGCCUGUGCCCUUUUCAAAUUUAUCAACGACAUUAUAUUAUAUAUAUAUUUUGUUUACACGA
Messenger RNA from Impatiens glandulifera, 1263 nucleotides. RefSeq names its product thylakoid lumenal 29 kDa protein, chloroplastic. The record is from RefSeq and is a predicted model, not a curated record. The transcript has 11 exons. The coding region runs from base 93 to 1127 and encodes 344 amino acids. Gene Ontology annotation, biological process: cellular response to oxidative stress; hydrogen peroxide catabolic process; response to reactive oxygen species. Gene Ontology annotation, molecular function: peroxidase activity; heme binding. Gene Ontology annotation, cellular component: chloroplast thylakoid membrane. NCBI's taxonomy places the organism in Eukaryota, Viridiplantae, Streptophyta, Magnoliopsida, Ericales, Balsaminaceae.